AUGUCCAAAGACCGCAAGCCAGUCCUCAUAAUCGGUGCCGGAGUUGUUGGUCUAGUACUUGCUCAUGGGCUCAAAAAGCUCGGCAUUCCUUUCAAGGUGUAUGAGCGCGACAGCCACAUCAGCGCUCGAGGCCAGGGCUGGGCCAUAACCCUCCACUGGGUUCUUCCUUUCCUGCGAGAGCUCUUAUCGGACGACACGUUUAAACGCGUCGAAGCAGUUCAAGUCGAUCCAGAAGCCGACCUUCAAGGUCGAGGAAAGUUUGUUUUCAUUAACCUUGAGACUCUCGAGCCCAAAUUCCUCAUCCCACCCGGCGACCGGCGACGAGUCAACAGAGAAAAGAUGCGGAAUGUCCUUCUAGAAAGUGUUUCUGAGCAUGUGACAUGGAACAAACGCCUCGCUUCCAUUCAGGAACACGACGACCAAGCGAUCGCGAUAUUCGAGGACGGAUCUCAAGUUGAAGGGUCCCUCAUUGUCGGCGUUGAAGGGAGCAACUCAAGAACCCGGAAAUACCUUGCACCUGAUUCUUAUCGAAACGUCCGACUACCAAUACGUUUUACGGGCGCUGCUCUAAACCUCACGCCAGAGCAAGUAAAGCCGCUAAAGGAUAUUGACCCUCUACUUUUCCAGGGAUGUCACCCUGUGACAGGGACCUUUUUCUGGUUCAGCAUGCUGGAAACACCACAUGUCAACGGAACUGCAGGAACAGAUAAUGAGCGCUAUCGAGUUCAAGUCAUGAUAUCAUGGCCUAUGAAAACAGAACAAGAGGAGGUCAAGGCCACUGACGCAGAGCGUUUGGCGUACAUGAAGCAACGGGCAAUUGAGUUCAAUCCUGUGCUACGAGAUGUCGUGCAUGCCAUUCCUGAGGGAUCUGAAGUCAUUGAGAUUGUACUCCAGGACUGGCCAUGUCUUCCGUGGGACAAUCGCAGUGGUAAGAUCACUCUUGCUGGCGAUGCUGCUCAUGCGAUGACUAUGUAUCGAGGGGAGGCGGCGAACCAUGGUAUUCUGGAUGCUUACAGGCUGACCAAAGCACUAGAGGCAGUCUACAACCAGGAAGAAGAUUGCAAAAAAGCUAUUGAUGAAUACGAGACGGAGCUCAGGGAGAGGACUAGUGUUGCUGUAUUACUCAGUCGACAGGCUUGUUUGGACGCACAUGAUUGGGAAGGGUUGAAUGCCAACUCUGCUGUAUUAAAGAAGAGAGCUAUUGCUGGUGUUUAA
Molecule: messenger RNA, 1215 nt
Organism: Fusarium graminearum PH-1
Lineage: Eukaryota; Fungi; Ascomycota; Sordariomycetes; Hypocreales; Nectriaceae
Exons: 2
Coding region: 1-1215 (404 amino acids)
Molecular function (GO): FAD binding
Source: RefSeq, a predicted model, not a curated record